AUGCCGCGGUUGUCCGAAUUCGAUGACUAUGAUGAAUGCUUGCAAGGUGCACCGGAUGGAAAUGUGGCCAGUUACUGUUUGGUGAGGGUAGUGCUCAAGCCAGACAACAGUUCCGAGCUGUGGAAGCAGAUAGAUACGUUUUCCCGGGACCGGAAUCGCCACUACAAUCAUGCUUUGCUGGAUCGGGGACUGUGCGUUGAGGGUUGUCGAAAUUUGAUAAGGAAUUUACCAAAUUCUACACGACAGCAGCUAAGGGUAGAGAAAUUUCCAAUAGAUUUUCCAUACAGUUUUGGUGAUUUCAAAACUAGUACCAGGGAUCGGGAAAGGUAUGGAAAUUUGGUGGAUAUUUGUCUUAACUAUCAGUUGAACCAAAGCUAUCAACUGAGAGCUUACACUGAAAUAGAAUUGUGCGAGAAGAAAAGUGAUUCAAUGGAUGUGGAUUUACUCGAUUGGUCUUUCCUGUUGAUUUUUGCACUUUUGAUCGCUCUAACGUUGAUUUCAACAUUGUUUGACAAAUCGAUCAAUUAUAAAAUGAGCACUGCACAUUACAAACAGCCACUGGACAGCAAGAAGAAAACAGCUUUAGCGUCGUUUUCAAUUCUUCGAAAUUGGUACCGAUUGGCUGCCCGGUCGCACAGCUCCAAGAGCAAGGAGCUGCGGUUUCUUAACUUUUUCCGAGUCAUAACGAUGAUCCUUGUGAUUCUUGGCCACGCCGCCCUCCUUACCAUCAUAUCACCAAGUUCCAACUCGAUUACCCUAGAGCUGUUGUACCACGAUAUCGGAAGCAUGAUCCUUACGAGUGGAACUCAAAUAACGCAGACAUUCAUGUUCAUCAGCGGGCUGCUGAUGGCAUUAUUCAUAGUCGAUAUGGUUGACGUCAAGAAAGUGAAACUUGGAGUAGUGCAUUGGAUUAAAUUUAUUCUCCUGAGAUAUUUACGCCUAACGCCAGUUUACGCUUUCGUCGUUCUGCUGCACGCCACCUGGUUAAUCAAACUGAGGGAUGGACCAAUUUGGCUCCGACAUCAUGAGAAGGAAAUGAGCAACUGCCGAGAAAAUUGGUGGACAAACCUGCUGUACGUGAAUAAUCACAUCGAAUCUAAUCAUCCGUGUGUUCAACAAGCUUGGUAUCUUGGAGCGGAAUUCCAAUGUUUCGUGAUUGGAUUGACUGUUCUGUUGAUAGCAGUUAGGAUUCGUAGGUUUAUGAUUUCAAUCGUGUCGAUUGCAACGCUCGCCUGUCUGAUUGGCCAGGGCACUGUAAUUUAUUUCGAGAAGCUUGAAGGAACAUUUCCGAUAACGCUUGAGAGUCAACGAUUCGUCCUUCAAAAAGAUCGAUUGUAUCUGAUGGCUUACAUCCCAUUCUACAUCAAUGUUGGCAAUUAUAUGUGUGGAGUACUUACAGCUUUAAUUUUUCUCCAUCAGACUGAAAAUAACUAUAAUCCUGUUAAGUCAAAAUGGUUCCGAAUCAGCUGGUACCUAUCGUUUCCGGUGAUUGUGACAUCGCUGCUGGUGCACUACAUUUUCUACGUGUACGAAUUCAGCAAGCCUGCGCUGUGGAUCGCCAUUUAUUUUCCGGUGACCAAGAAUCUUUGGGGUGUGUGGAUGGGUUUCGUGUUCCUGGGGCUCGUCAAUAACAUCAUGCCGGUGACGAGGCGGAUUAUGAAUCAUCCGGUCUUCGAAGUGCUUGGACGGUUGUCUUAUAGCACUUAUUUGGCCCAUGCGUUUGUGAUGAGGUUGAUUUUCCUAAAUACUCGCGGUCCCGCACAUUUCAGUGAAUUUACAAUGAUUUCUCAUACAUGUGCAUCAGUCUUGUUGUCAUGCUUCAUGGGACUGUUCCUUAGUUUUAUCUUGGAGCUUCCGGUGUCCUGUUUACUGAAGCUGGCUUUCGAAGGAACCAAAAAUGAUCAUCUCAAAUUAGGCAUAGUGUACUGGCGGGUGAGCGGGCCAAGUGGGACAGCACGAAGUUCCCCCGGCUGGAUGCGGAUGGCCCGGUGGCACUAA
Molecule: messenger RNA, 1998 nt
Organism: Uranotaenia lowii
Lineage: Eukaryota; Metazoa; Arthropoda; Insecta; Diptera; Culicidae
Product: nose resistant to fluoxetine protein 6-like
Exons: 10
Coding region: 1-1998 (665 amino acids)
Molecular function (GO): acyltransferase activity, transferring groups other than amino-acyl groups
Source: RefSeq, a predicted model, not a curated record